Molecule: messenger RNA, 858 nt
Organism: Cavenderia fasciculata
Lineage: Eukaryota; Evosea; Eumycetozoa; Acytosteliales; Cavenderiaceae
Exons: 4
Coding region: 1-858 (285 amino acids)
Molecular function (GO): DNA binding
Source: RefSeq, a predicted model, not a curated record
AUGGAUUUGCAACUCUAUGAAGAUCUUUUAGUAACAUUUCAACCAAAUAUAAGUGCAGACUCUGGUAUUAAGGACGCAUUACAGAGCGGGUACAGUGGAGAGGAUAGCAAGUAUUUUGACUUGCCUUUAGAGAUUAGAGAUAACAUGUUGUAUAAUAAUGAUAUAAUGUUGGUUUCUAAAAAAGAUGUAAACGCAGUGUUGUUUCAUUUGCAUGAUAACAGUGAACAUGACAAUGCUGAUAUAAUGAGAGAGAACGCAAGUGAGACAUAUUCAUGGCCGACAAUGGAUGAAGAUAUUGUCAAUUAUUAUAAUUUAUGUGCACAGUGUAACCCAAACAAACAAUCAAAGAAUCAAGAUAAUGAUAUUCAAGAGGCUAUCCAGUUGAGUAUAAAGGAUCAAAGAAGUAAAGUGACACUCAAGUCUCCUCCAACAACCAGUACAACAGCCACUACUACAACUACAACUACUAUUUCAUCAUCUCCCCCAACAACACCACCUCCCUCUUUUACACCAUUGACUCUGAGAAAGAAAGCUGGUAUCGAAACUGUUGUUGUUAUUGAUUCUGAUUCAGAUAGUCAACCUUCACCACCAUUAGCCAAACCAAGAGGUAGACCAAGAAAGACAGUUGCUGCUAAAGAAGAAGUUGACUCUGAUCCAGAACAACCUUCACCACCAGUAGCCAAACCAAGAGGAAGACCAAGAAAGGUAGUUCCUGCAUUGAAUCAAGAAGAUGAUGAAGAUGAAGAUGAGGAAGAAGAAGAUAAUGAUGAUAAAGAUCAAUCAGAUGAUGAUUAUAGCGAAGAAGAAGAAGAACAAAAAAGAAAAAAGAAAAGGAUCAAUAACAAGAUCAACCUCUAA